This is a messenger RNA of Guyanagaster necrorhizus, 1100 nucleotides long. Its product is annotated as UPF0016-domain-containing protein. Gene Ontology annotation, biological process: Golgi calcium ion transport; manganese ion transmembrane transport; calcium ion transmembrane transport. Bases 94 to 912 code for a protein of 272 amino acids. The record is from RefSeq and is a predicted model, not a curated record. Gene Ontology annotation, cellular component: fungal-type vacuole membrane; Golgi apparatus. NCBI's taxonomy places the organism in Eukaryota, Fungi, Basidiomycota, Agaricomycetes, Agaricales, Physalacriaceae. Gene Ontology annotation, molecular function: calcium ion transmembrane transporter activity; manganese ion transmembrane transporter activity. The transcript has 4 exons.
AUGUGGUAAGCUCUGGCCUCUUUCACUUGCGUAAAGACGCAGCCGCAGCUGCAGCUUCGACGAGGCUGCUUCUUCUCUUCUUUCUCUACUGCCAUGUCGGAGAGCACCAACGCAGCAGAAGGAUGCCUCCAGGUUGCAAUCCAAUCCUUCGUCAUGAUCAUCGUCUCGGAAAUUGGAGACAAAACCUUCUUCAUUGCUGCUAUUCUCGCCAUGCGCCAUCCACGGCUCGUCGUUUUCGCAGGUGCAUUUGGCUCCCUCGUCGUCAUGUCCAUCCUCUCCGCCGCAAUGGGCCACGUCUUACCCCAUCUAAUCCCAAAACGCUGGACACAAAUAGCCGCAGGCGUGCUGUUUCUAGUAUUCGGCACCAAAAUGUUUAUGGAAGCGAGGAGAAUGAAAUCGGGAGGCGAGAAGGUCAGUGAAGAGAUGCGGGAAGCUGAGGAGGAGAUUGAGGACGAUGAGGCUGCUCAUGAUGGGACGGGCACGACGCUUGCAGAUGGACAUGUAAUACCUUUGGAGGAGAUGGAGGCUGGCGGCAGGGUGGCCUCCACGUCACGGCCGCCAAAACGGUCGGCACUGGUCGAGGGAGCCCGGAAUUUCUGCAGUUUCUUUCUCGGCCCUGUGUUCGUACAGGCGUUUGCCCUGACAUUCCUUGGCGAAUGGGGAGAUCGCAGUCAAAUUGCGACGAUUGCAUUGGGCGCAGCACAUAAUGUAUGGCUUGUUGCUUUGGGAACUGUUAUCGGUCACUCUUGCUGCACCGCUCUCGCUGUUGUUGGUGGUCGAUACGUAUCGAAUAAAUUAUCUGUGAAGCACAUUACGCUCGGCGGGGCGUGUCUGUUCCUACUGUUCGGUGUCAUUUACCUAUAUGAAUCCUUAUUUAUGCCUACAGAUACACUGUUGCAUUCUGAGCAAUAGAAUGCAUGUAUUAUAUUUGACGCGGUGAUUUGUGGGUUAGCUCUCGACAAAUAACGUCAAGGUUAUUGGCAGUACGCGUUUCAACUGGGAAACAUUUCUUCUACGAGUCUGUCGUGAUAAGUCUCUUUCCACGAUAAUUGGUUGGGAUAUGGAGGAGACUACUACUAUCAUGAGGCGUACAUUUUUGG